AUGAGGUCUCUCGAAGAGAAGGUCAUCGCCGUAACCGGGGCGGCAGGAGGUAUCAGCUCAGCGACAGCAGCUCUCUUGGCCUCUAGAGGGGCUAGCCUCUCCUUGGCCGACACGGACAUCAAGGCUCUAGGCCACUUGGCCGAAGAGAUUCGUUCAAAAUACAAGAGUGACGUGAUAACGACAAAAGUUGAUAUCUCAAACUCGGAACAGGUCAACGACUGGAUUUCCUCGACUAUACAACACUUCUCCAAACUAUCCGGGGCUGUAAACUUGGCUGGAACGAUCGGUAGUGAGUUUGGGCUGAAAUCAGCUCGCGAAGUCUCUGAUGCUGACUUCGACCACGUCAUGGCGAUUAAUGUGAGAGGGCUCAUGGCAUGUCAGCGUGCCCAACUGCGGUCAAUAGAGGAUGGGGGCUCCAUUGUCAACGCAGCCAGUGUCUCGGGCAAGAUGGGUAUCCCGAAAGCUCUAUCAUACGUCGCCAGUAAGCAUGCCGUUAUCGGGUUGACCAGAGUCGCUGCAGCUGAGAAUGGCUAUCGCCAUGUCAGGGUGAACGCAAUUGCACCCGGAGCCAUCGACACUAAGAUGCUCGAUAUAGCGAAAGAGGCGGGAGGUGCGGUCAGUGGGGAAGGAAUGUCCCCGAUCAACCGUAUGGGCACGCCACUAGAAGUUGCAAAGUUGAUUGCCUACCUCUUGAGCGACGAUGCUGCCUACACGACGGGGGCGGUCUACACCAUUGAUGGCGGAAUGACUCCAUAG
Messenger RNA from Cladophialophora psammophila CBS 110553, 756 nucleotides. RefSeq lists its product as uncharacterized. The record is from RefSeq and is a predicted model, not a curated record. NCBI's taxonomy places the organism in Eukaryota, Fungi, Ascomycota, Eurotiomycetes, Chaetothyriales, Herpotrichiellaceae. Bases 1 to 756 code for a protein of 251 amino acids. The transcript has 2 exons. Gene Ontology annotation, molecular function: oxidoreductase activity.